AUGGAGCACGAAUGCAUUCUGUGUUGCCGUGUAAAGGCAGAUCCGGACAUGUGCGGGCCAAAACUGAGAUAUCAGGGGAUCUAUGCUCAUCACCUUUGCCUGCUUUUUGCCAGUGACCUUCGUCCACAAGGGACCGAGCAGGAAGAAGUGAUGGAAUUUCUUCCUGAAGAGGUUGAUCGUACAGCCAAGCUGGCAGCCCGGAUGGUCUGCUUUGUGUGUGGCAAGAGGGGGGCCACCAUCACCUGCCAGGAGACGGGCUGCGACCGCAGGUUCCAUCUCCCCUGUGCCGUGGAGGGUGAAUGCGUCACCCGUUACCUCCUGCCGUACAGUUCCUUCUGCUGGGAGCACCGCCCACAGCAGCAAGAGCUGGCGGCUCCAGAGGACGCCAACUGCCUCAUCUGCAAGGACCCUGUGGAAGGCAGAACCACCUAUGGGACCAUGGUGUGCCCAGCAUGCAAACACGCCUGGUUCCACAGGGCCUGCAUCCAGGGACAGGCUAUGAAUGCUGGCGCUUUUUCCUUGGUGUGCCCUCUGUGCCAAAACAGGAGACUGUUUCUAACAGAAAUGCUCUCCAUGGGGAUCCGACUCCCCGUAAGAAAAGCGUCAUGGGAAGACAACGAUGCAUCCACAGAACGGCAGCAGAGGCACGCGAGCUGCGAUGCCAGGGAGUGCCUUUGUCCAGGAGGCAGGCGGGUGGCUGAGCAAAAUGGGCCCUGGCAGCUGUUCCUGUGCCGCUCCUGCGCUGCUGUGGGCACUCACAGACGCUGCUCGAACCUGACAAACAGCUAUGAGGGCAGAUGGCAGUGUGAGAGCUGUGCUGGCCUGGGCACCUCCAAGUGUCAAAGCACCCGGGUGGCCCUGGGCUGGGGCCAGGGGUCAGGCAAGGCCCAGCAGAGGGUGCCUGGUGUGAGCUUGGCACAGCCUGUCUGCUCCAGGAGGACUGGGGCACGGCUCAGGACCCUGCCCCGGUCCUGGAAGACAAUCCCUAAAAGCACUGCCAGCCCAGCAGCACCGGGCCAGUCUCCUGAACCUCAGACACAGGAGACCAGCAGCCCCAGCAGCAGCAGACAGAUGCCAUCGGCACCAUUCCCCAGUUGCCCAGUGUCUGAGGGCUGCAGCUGCUCCAGCCAGCCUGGGCCUGACCGACGGCAACACCAAACCCGGGGCACCCGUCAGACCCAGGCACCCUACACAUGGCCUAGAAGACUGCAGGAGAGAAGCCGACCGCCAGCAACACGCGCUGCGAGCAAUACCAGCAGCCAGGCGGUGCCAAGGCUGUCCCAAUGCUCCCCACCACGUGAGACCCGCAGCCGCAGCACCACCAGGCAGCAGCCAUCGGCGGCAUCCCAUGGCUCUGCACCACUGCAAGGAAGCAGGAGCAACAGAGCCGGUGGGCCCAUGCGGGUGCGAGACCGCUCCCGCUUGCAGCGUCGGGCCCAAGCUCCCUAUGCACGGCCCAGAAGACGCUCCCAGGGCAGCCACACACCAGCAGCUCGAGCUGGGAGGAGCCCCCGCAGACUGGCUGCGCCCAGGCGGUCCCAGGGCUCACGCGAACGUGCGAGCCACAGCCACAGCACAACAAGACAGCGGCCAUCAGCGUCAUCCCGUGGCUCCAGAACACGUCAAAGAGACAGCGCCUCAGGAUCCACGGGGCCCGUGCAGGUGUGA
This is a messenger RNA of Pezoporus flaviventris, 1668 nucleotides long. RefSeq names its product pineapple eye protein-like. The record is from RefSeq and is a predicted model, not a curated record. The coding region runs from base 1 to 1668 and encodes 555 amino acids. The transcript has a single exon. Gene Ontology annotation, cellular component: nucleus. Lineage: Eukaryota; Metazoa; Chordata; Aves; Psittaciformes; Psittacidae.